Molecule: messenger RNA, 3812 nt
Organism: Ruditapes philippinarum (Manila clam)
Lineage: Eukaryota; Metazoa; Mollusca; Bivalvia; Venerida; Veneridae
Exons: 3
Coding region: 497-2560 (687 amino acids)
Source: RefSeq, a predicted model, not a curated record
UCUAGAUUUUCAGAUAGUUUAUUUAUUCCUCCGGGAACGGCUCCUGAUGCACUGGCACGGUCGAUAACUCCACCAAACCGACACUUUCCAUACUUUUGUACAUCAUUGUCGCCGGGUGUAUUAUUGGCUGAAAAGUAUAUUAACCUCAGUGGAUGUCCUUUAACUUAUCAGUGCAGACCAAGAUCAGCUGGCUUAUCCUUAGUGAUCAGAUGAUCAUGAUAUGCACAGUGUUCACUUUCAGGUUUAAUUGAAAAGACAUCAUUGGUUGUAAGUGUCGCCAUCUUAUGUCACAGAUUGCCUAUCAUUUACGUUGGAACUCCUUAAGAACGAGGAAGACACUUUGGUUUGGACUGUGAGGUCCCAGGUUUGGGCCACAAGAAACGAAUUACAAAAGUGCAUGCGACAUAGACAGCCAGCAAAUUCGAGACAAUAAACAUUAAACACAAUAUGCACGGGUUAAAAUAUGAGAUGACUGUUUAAUUAUUCGUCCAUAUAUAUGCAAAAUAUAAAACUUAUUUCAACGACUUGGAUAAAAAGGUAUAAAGUGGGUUCAGCAGAAAAAAUAAUGUUUCAGAGUUUUAAAAUGACAACAGAAGAGCAUGCAUCCAAUUGUAAAAGGCUGAUUUUAGUUAGGGGUACAAGACGAAAAUAUAUUUUGUUAGCUCUCCUUUUAUUUGUCCCAUUACUAGUGUAUUUAUAUGACCCUUACAUAAGUUUUCAUUUCUCAGGGAGAACGCAAGGACAACCAUGCAAACUUCAUGAAUUAGACCCAUGGGAUAAAACGCUGAGCCAAUACCUUAAAACCCCACCACCAAUUCAAUGUGCACCGACAAAAUUUUCAUUACUUUACGUUGAUGAGAAAGGAAUUUUGCAAUUAAAUAAAUCCGCCAUUUUGCAAUAUUCACUGACGUCAUUGAAAUGUGUGUACAUGCCUAUUCACCGUAUUGAUGGAGAUCAAGAAAUCAAACAAGACGACGAAAUCCCCUUUGUGCCUCCAAUCUUUAUCAACAACCGAGUAUUUCGUGUUUUAUGCCGUAAUACAGACUCUGAAACUGUGUACGACUUUAUUCAUUUCAAUGUAAUGACAAACGAUUCUAACACCCGGCUGAAGAACAUCGGGUAUGAGACGGAUGAUAAACUAAGUGUACUGUUUUUCGGAUUAGACUCCGCCUCCAGAUCACACGCGCUUAGAAAACUUCCGAAAUCAUACAAAUAUAUGAAGGAAACAUUAGGUGCUUUCGAUUUUCGUGGUUAUAUGAAAGUUGGACUGAAUUCCUUUCCAAAUGUUAUUCCAAUGUUAACGGGCGUGGAACACUAUAAAUAUAGGGUAGAAAAUAUCCUCAAAGCUUAUUUGGAUAAAAUGCCCUUCAUAUGGAAAGAACAAACAAAAGGAAACUAUGUGACAUUCUUUUCUGAAGAUCGCCCGGAUAUAUCUACAAUGAACUUUUUACAAUCUGGUUUCAAUAAGGCCCCUGUGGAUUAUUAUUUUAGGCCUUUUGGUUUGGCAAUGCACACUCAUAAACCAGUGAUUAUUGAACCUCUCGGAAAAUCAACUUGGUGGUGUUAUGGAAAUAAAAAUCAUUACUUGUUACAAUUAGAUUAUCUUAAAAGGUAUAUAGCGAAAUACACGAAACGAUUGAAAUUUUCUUUCCUCUGGAACAAUCAAGUAGGCCACGAGGAUUUCAUUUCCUUAGGUCGUGGUGACCAGCCUCUGUUGGAGUUACUUCAGUGGAUGAAAGCGAAUGGUCAUCUUGAAAGGUCAAUUGUUAUUGUGGGAAGUGACCAUGGGUUUAGGUUAGGUGGGGCAAGUACGACCUAUAUUGGCAGAAUUGAGAACAAUAUGCCUUUUCUUAUGGUCUACAUACCGGAAGUGUUGAAGUCAAAAUAUCCAUGGUUACAAAAGAACUUAGAGUACAAUACAGACAAACUUAUUUCUCCUUUUGAUAUCCAUCAAACCAUGGUGGAUGUUAUAGAGGGCAAAUUUUCUGAUCAAAAAUUAGAAACUGUUAACACCUGGAGAACCGGCCGAAGUUUACUUUCGAAAAUUCCAAAAGACCGCACAUGCGCAGACGCGGGAAUACCUCCUCAGUAUUGUACAUGUUUUGAUUCUAAUACUGUCAGCGUUUCAAAUCCUUUAGUUGUGAGUUUAGCUAAAUUUGCAGUGCAGCAUUUGAAUUUUGUGCUAGAUAAACAUAAAGAUGUAUGCCGGGAAUUAACGCUGCUCAAUGUAACAGACGCUAAAGUAAUGUAUACGGCUGAAGGUGAUAGAGACAACGACCAUAUUGAAAGGGAACCAGGGUUCUUUAAACGGUUGCUAGGUAACACAGAAACUGAUUAUAGCGGUCGGUAUGUUUUGAUGUUGUAUACAAAACCAAACAAUGGCCUUAUAGAUGUGAUGAUAGAUUAUCAAAAGCGCGCCGCCGACGGCAUCCAUAACAAAAUGACGGUAAUAGGGGAACCAGUGAGGGCCAAUAAGUACGGGAACCAAUCACAUUGCCUAACUGAUACAACUUUGAGACAGUAUUGUUUAUGUAAUGACGUCACUAACUUAGACCUUUAAGUAACAUGGGUCGAAAUAUAACACAAACUCAGGACACUAGAAGAAAACGGUACAUUAUAUGUACUCCAAAACCACUUUUGAACUUUCCAAUAAAUGAUACUCCAUAUUUUGUGGAUUAGUGUGUUUUGGUGAUUUAUAAUCAUCGUUUGACAAAAAGCAGGUGAUAUUUAUUGUACAUUUUAUAUGUAUUUGUAAACACAGGUUGUAUCCGUUAUGCAGGGAACGGUUUUUAAGUUUGAAUCACAAGUGAAAAAGGUAAAUUAACUUGUUAUCUACCUCACUAUGUAAAGAUGGUGGCUAUGUAAAGGUGUCCGCUUAUGCCAGAAACUAUACACAGAAAAGAGACCUGGUCUUCAUUCGCCGUUUGUUUUGCGUUCAGGUCGCCAAAUAAAAACUCGAGGGUUUUAAGUCGCCACAAAACUGUUACAUUUAAAAUCAAACCAAGGAAAGUUCGGUUUUACUUGUAUGAGCAAAUUUUGUUAACUUAUGAUGUCACUAGGUGAUGUCAUACUAGUAUCAAAUGAAUUAUAAUGAUCUGAUAUUAUCAAAACCUACAUGUAUAUAUAGAAAUUGUUAACUUAUAUACACAAAAAAUGUACAUGUGCUUUUUAUGUUGUUUUUGUAUACAGAGCAUUUGGUGCCCUAAUUUAAUAAUUAUUUGAAGGUCUUUUUAAAAUUGUUUUUUGGUAUUUGAGCUUUAUUUAUGACAAGUGCAAUUUAAAAGUUUAUAUUUGAGUAUUCAAGCAAUGCCCUAUGUGUGCAUAUUAGUCUGCCGAUAACUUGUCUUUAUUUUAAUUUUACAUUUGUAUCUAUUAAUGUCUAUUUAGUAUUUGUUAUAUCUUAAUUUAUUUUUCCUGUUAUACCAGAAACAUAGAUUAUCUAUAUCUCUGGUUAUACAAUUUAAUUUCUUGCAUGUCAGACAGGAUUAUCAACUGUUUACUCCGGUACUAGUAAAACCUAUCUAGCUGUCGGGUAACUGUUUAGCGGAAACUCGACAGAGCCUCAGUAGCGCCGUAAACAGUUACCCUCGAGCUAGAUAUUCCGGUCUGUACCGGCAGCCGGUGAAAGAUCCUUACACUCUAUAGCAUUUAAUCUGCACAGCGUGUUUGCAAUAGUAGAACUAAUGUACCUCAAUAUUAUCUGUUCUAUACUCAUAUAUGUAGUGUUGUAAAUUUCCCAAAAAAUUAUGAAAAUGGCGUAGGUUAGUGACUUAUUUUCAAAUGGUAUUAUUUCAAUAGUUUACAAAAGUUUA